GAAUGGAGAAUCUUAACCCUCUCACUCAUCUUACCUUCAUCUUACCGCCCCCUGGUGCCGUUCUCGUAAUCCUGAUCAACACCAUGCCUGGAUUGGAAGUCUACCGCCGAGACCAUAGUAUACCACACCUAGGUCCGUACUUGUUGUACUAUGGUAAGAUUGGGCCUUUCGCCGAGGCAUAAGUCCAACCCCAGAUCCCUAAGCCGAGUACGUGAUUCCCCGCAAGCAUGUCCAUCGACCAGCAAUAGCCGAGGCUGACUUUUGUUGAUACACUCUGCCUGUGCCUGUCCCUCUGCCUCUGCCACUGCCACUUGAACACGUCUUGUCAACACCUGUCAGGUCCGAAUAUUGCAGGUCGAUAAAUACUAGUAAAGUGAUUGUACUACACGAUGCCAGCCUCCGCGUCCGAGAACAUCCCACCGAUCGCCCAACCAUUUGUGUCGGACCGGGCGAAGAAGCUUUUGGAUGUGGUAUGUACGGCCGUGUAUAAUAAGGGCGUGGUGGGACUGAUGUGGAGGUGUGUACUGUAAUGGGAUGGUUGACUGAUGUGAUUUCGUGUAACAGGUCGAGAAAUUCGUCGACGAAGAAUGUAUCCCCGCGGACACGGUGUACACGUCGCAGAUCGGGGUCGGCGACGCGCGAUGGCAGGGCCAUCCUAGCAUCAUGGACGAUUUGAAGCGGAAGGCUCGCGGGCUGGGCCUGUGGAACAUGUUCUUGCCCAAGAACCAUUUCAAGGAUGGGCCGCAGUUUACGAACGUCGAGUACGGCUUGAUGGCCGAGCAGUUGGGGAAGAGUAUUACUGCUAGCGAGGCCUGCAACUGCGCCGCCCCCGACACGGGCAACAUGGAAGUCAUUGCACGCUACGGCACGCCGGCCCAAAAGGACCGCUGGCUCAGGCCUCUUCUCGCCGGUGAGAUUCGCUCGGGCUUCCUGAUGACGGAGCCCGACAUCGCGUCUUCCGACGGCUCCAACAUCCAACUCCGCAUGGACCGGCGGGGCGACGAGUACAUCCUGAACGGGAGCAAAUGGUGGUCCUCGGGCUCCGGCGACGACCGCUGCAAAAUCUUCAUUGUCAUGGGCAAGACCGACCCAUCCCACCCGGACAAGUACAAGCAACAAAGCAUGUUGCUCGUGCCUGCCGACACGCCGGGAAUUACCGUGCACCGCAUGCUCAGCGUGUACGGGUACGACGACGCGCCGCACGGUCACGGACACAUCACGUUCAAGGACGUGCGAGUGCGCGCGGACGAAGCCAUUAUCCUGGGCGAGGGCAGAGGUAACGAAAUCAUGCAAGGACGUUUGGGCCCGGGAAGGAUCCACCACGCCAUGCGUGCCAUCGGAGCCAGCGAAAAGGCUUUGGAGUGGCUGAUCAACCGGUUGAAUGACGAGCGGAAAAUCCCCUUUGGCAAACCCCUGUCCGAACAAGGCGUUUUGCUCGAAUGGGUGGCCAAGGCCCGGAUCGAAAUCGACGCGUGCAGAAUGAUUGUGCUCAACGCGGCGAUUAAGAUCGAUCAGAAAGACGCAAAGUAUGCGCUCAAGGAGAUCGCCCAGGCUAAAGUUAAAGUGCCCAAUGUCGCGCUCGAGGUCAUCGAUCGCGCCGUGCAGGCGUACGGGGCCAUGGGCGUGUGUCAGGACACGCCGCUCGCGUAUAUGUGGGCGCAUCUGCGGACGCUCCGAAUCGCAGAUGGGCCGGAUGAAGCGCAUCUUCAACAACUCGGCAAGCGAGAGAAUCGGUCGAGAAAGGAUGAGAUCAAGGCGAAACUGGCCAGGCAGCAGGCCAAGACGGAGCAGUUGUUCAGCGAGAUGGGAUUGCAGAAGCAGGAACUGGGAGCGGCCAAGUUCAGGGCCAAGAGUAGAUUGUAGGCAUGACACUGAUGACACGUACGGUUGGCUAUACUAGUCCAUCUAUGUUGCAUCUGUGUUGAGCUGGAAUAGAGGUUCUAGUCACUCGGACUUGUUCAUUCCCUCCCUUGUCGAUCUCCGCGCUGGUGGUGAUGGUGGUUUUGUCUGGUCUGGUCCAAUCCGGUCCAAUCUGGUCUGGUCAAGACCGAAAGUCAAUCCGUGAGGGGAGUACGGAGUAUUUUGAAUGUGAUUCCCUACAACGAAGACCAGCACUAUGUCGAGCGAGAAGAGAGGGGAGAGGAGGAGAGGAGGGCAUGCCCUGAGCAAGACAAAAGAGUACGCAGUAGGUCGAAGUCAUCAUACGGAGUACAACCGGGAAAAAUUUC
Exophiala xenobiotica is the source of this 2228-nucleotide messenger RNA. RefSeq lists its product as hypothetical. Gene Ontology annotation, molecular function: oxidoreductase activity, acting on the CH-CH group of donors; flavin adenine dinucleotide binding. Bases 664 to 1863 code for a protein of 399 amino acids. NCBI's taxonomy places the organism in Eukaryota, Fungi, Ascomycota, Eurotiomycetes, Chaetothyriales, Herpotrichiellaceae. The record is from RefSeq and is a predicted model, not a curated record. The transcript is spliced from 3 exons.